Molecule: messenger RNA, 4658 nt
Organism: Calypte anna (Anna's hummingbird)
Lineage: Eukaryota; Metazoa; Chordata; Aves; Apodiformes; Trochilidae
Gene: BABAM2
Product: BRISC and BRCA1 A complex member 2
Exons: 12
Coding region: 263-1414 (383 amino acids)
Biological process (GO): double-strand break repair
Cellular component (GO): BRCA1-A complex; BRISC complex
Source: RefSeq, a predicted model, not a curated record
CAGCCUGGAGACAGACGUGACACCCGCUUUCCUCGGGCCCGGGAGGGCGUGGGUGGGGGUGUAUCCCGGCCCAGCCUGCCCCUGGGAGGCGCGGGGAGGUUCUGCUCUGCCGCCGGCACCGCGAGGCCCUGCGCUCCCUUGACCUCAGGGCCACAGCGUCCACUAAGAGCAGGAAACCGGCCCCGCACCGGGGCCCGCGGGAACCCCUCCCCGGGUACUAACCUGACCAGCUCAGCACAAAAGGAAAGAGCAGCAUACUGAAAUGUCACCUGAAGUUGCCUUGAACAGAAUUUCUCCAGCUCUCUCGCCCUUCAUUUCCAGUGUGGUCAGAAAUGGAAAAGUAGGAUUGGAUGCUACUAAUUGCUUACGGAUUACAGACUUGAAAUCAGGAUGUACAUCCUUGACCCCUGGACCUAGCUGUGAUCGGUUUAAGCUACAUAUCCCUUAUGCUGGAGAAACACUCAAAUGGGAUAUAAUUUUCAAUGCUCACUAUCCUGACCUGCCACCAGAUUUUAUCUUUGGAGAGGAUGCUGAAUUUUUGCCAGAUCCUGCUGCCUUGCAUAAUUUAGCUGCUUGGAAUCCUUCAAACCCUGAAUGCCUCCUGCUUGUUGUGAAAGAGCUUGUGCAGCAGUAUCACCAAUUUCAGUGCAGCCGAUUACGGGAGAGCUCUCGUCUCAUGUUUGAAUAUCAGACUUUACUGGAAGAACCUCAGUAUGGAGAAAACAUGGAAAUCUAUGCUGGCAAGAAAAACAACUGGACUGGAGAAUUCUCAGCUCGCUUCCUCUUGAAGUUGCCUGUAGAUUUCAGCAAUAUUCCUACAUACCUUCUCAAGGAUGUGAAUGAAGAUCCUGGAGAAGAUGUUGCACUUCUCUCCGUUAGUUUUGAGGAUGCAGAAGCUACUCAGGUUUUUCCUAAGCUGUAUCUUUCCCCACGUAUUGAACAUGCACUUGGAGGAUCAUCUGCCCUUCACAUCCCAGCCUUUCCCGGUGGAGGUUGUCUUAUUGACUAUGUACCCCAAGUAUGCCAGCUGCUGACAAACAAGGUACAGUAUGUUAUUCAGGGAUACCAUAAGAGAAGAGAAUAUAUUGCAGCUUUCCUGAGUCACUUUGGAACUGGUGUGGUGGAGUAUGAUGCAGAAGGCUUCACAAAGCUUACUCUGUUGCUGAUGUGGAAAGAUUUUUGCUUCCUUGUUCACAUUGACCUACCCCUGUAUUUUCCUCGAGACCAACCAACCCUAACAUUUCAGUCCGUUUACCACUUCACUAACAGUGGUCAGCUGUACUCCCAGGCCCAGAAGAAUUACCCCUACAGCCCCCGCUGGGAUGGCAAUGAAAUGGCCAAGAGAGCAAAGGCAUAUUUCAAAACGUUUGUCCCUCAGUUCCAGGAGGCAGCGUUUGCUAAUGGGAAGCUUUAGGCAGCCUCAGGCACAGAGAUGAUACUGUACAGACCCUGCAGUCUCCACGUGUCCUAUCAGCCCACAAGAAGAAUGCCUGUAAAUGAGUUGGACUGUCUCAAUCGGUGCUUUUUUGCCUCUGAAAUGGUUUUGGUAGCUUCAUUUUUUGCCAGAUUUCUGAAAUUGUGACCUCACUAGCAUGCUUAAAACUGAAUGUUUGAUACUUGUCCUCUUCCUUUGCCUCUGCCACCACCGUUCCUUUAUAUAUCUACUGGAUUAAAGUUAAAAGGAUGUGCUUUGAUGUGAUAACAUUUUUUUGUGCCAGCAAUGUCCUGUGUUACACCUUGUUUCCUUGUCUUCAGAAGGCGUAAAUUGGAUUUUUUUUUUCCCCCCAGGGAAAUACAGUAUGAUUUGUAUAUUUAGUUAACAUACCCAGCCUAUCCUAAGAAAAUGUAAAACUGCUGUAUGUACCAGGAAUGCCUAAUGGACUGUACAGUGCCAUAUUCUGCCUUGGAGGUUUGCCUCUCACUGUGGUUGUUACUCUCACUGGUAUGGCUAUGAGUUGCACAGUUAAAUUCUCAGUGCCUUUCAGGUUGGUCUGAUAUUAAUAUGGCAGGGCAUUGGAGGGGUUUUUUUAAUAUGUCAGUUGAAAGCUCAUCUAACUGCAAAUGCAUUGCUUUUCUGCUUUGGUCUGUUUUCCCAUUUGUACAGUUUUGGUGUUCUUCUAAAUUAACUCCCCUUGCCAUUACGAAAAAGUUCUACUUUUUUAGUAUCAAUGCACAAGGAGCUAGCUACAUAAAUCAGUAUCACAAAAUAAAGCUUUUUCAUAGACCUAAGAUUUUUCCAAGUAAGAUAAAUACUGCUAAGCAGCAAAGAUUCAACAAAGGAGUGAAAGAACUGAUGAAAUAGCAUAAGGCUAUAGGUAUUCAGUUUAAUGCUUAAGUUCAGCAUGUCUUCUCAGAAAUAACUUUGAGCUUGUAGAACCAGAAACAUUACCUCCCCCAGCUCUGAAAUUCCAGAUGCAAAAUCCCAACUAUUCAUCCUUUCUUUCACCGUUGUGUCAGGCGCCCCGGUUGGGGCAGACUGUCACGAUGUGACUUCCCAGAUUAGUUUGUAAAUAGACCAGGGUACUUUCCAGUAAGGAUUAAAAUUAACAGUGUAUGUUACUUAUAAAUGGCAUGUGGAAAAAUGUGCUCUACUUCUGUGAAAUAUAAGGAACUAAAUAAGUAGCAUGCAGAUGAUAUGAUGGAACUGGAAAGCACUUAAUUUAAAAUUAUUCACUGUAGCACAACUAGCUGCUUAUACAAUGGAAUCUCAUCGAAUUAUUUGGUUGGCAGCAUUCUCCUACCCUUUCUAAAACUUGUUAUUUUAUGUAAAAAUAGUGAUUGCCAGGGGAAUGUCCACCUAAGAAAUGCAGAAGUGUUUUGAGCAGUGAAGUCUGAUAAUUAAGAAUUAUGCAAAUAUUUUUCCUCUAGGAACUACAGGUAUUUGUGGCUAGUUUAUGGGCAAAAUUUUAGUUUACAUUAAAUACUGAAGUUCUUGACUGGAAAUCAAACUGCAAACAAAAGCCAAAGCUGUACUGAAAAUAUUCUGUCUGGUGACCCAACUCCCCUGUGGCUCUUGCUGCUUUAUCUGAGGGCUGUAAACAGCUCUAAAGGCCUGAGCCUGAUUUCCCUCAGUGGAGGCAUUGCAUUAGGCUCUUACAUGCAAACCAAGACUCAGAGCAGAUGUGGAAGGUGGUGGUUUUAUGUCAAUAGCAAAACUAUAACUAAACAACCUUUGGUGACUAAAACCAGACAUUGCUUAGUAUACUGGGACAAUCUCACAUCUGUCUUUCUUCAGGUAUAAGUCAAAGCCACACACAUAUUUUCAGGAAUAAGCUGACUUCUGUGAAUGAGGCAGGAGGAAGAGGAUGGCUAAUGAAAAACAUAGCUUCUCAUUGUGUUCAAAAUCUGAUAGAAACAAUCUCUAGCAUCUUAAGAAUGUAAAAACCAAACCCUCAAGUUGCAUCAGUAGAUUCCUGGAAUCUUACAUUUUAUAAUCUUGUAUUUGAUUCAGUGUUGUAGCGGUUGCCCCAUGAACACAGUGACUGAUAUAUAUCUGCUGGUCUAAGUAGCAGUGGUUUUCUUUUUUUUUUAUUUUUUCAGAAGUUGCCACCGUUCAAAGGCUAGCAAUUGCAUAAUAUUUUGAAGAGGUCCUCUCUUCAGAAUUAAUAUACGUUUUAAACCAAAACUGCAUCCAUUGCCUCAGUCCUAGUAAUCUUGGACAAAGACCAUUUUAUUAUUAAUUGACUAAGAGUUUUAGAAGCCAUGUAGGAAAAGACUUGGAGGAUAUGAAAAGCCCUAAACCCUCAAAUCCUUAUGUUGAAUUCAAUAGUUUCACCAACUUUUCAGUAGCAUAUAAGGAAAUGAGCCAGUAGUUUCAGUUAAAUUGUACCUCAUGCUACAACAGGUAGUAUUUUGGGAAAUAAAAAAAAAAAAAAAAAAAGGUAGAAAAGUGGAGAAACUGAACUGUUUAAGAUAAAGGUUGAAAACCUGUCAAUUUUCAGAUUUGAAGAAAAAGCUUUUUUCUUAAACAUUUAAUGAACAUUAUGUUUAUUUCAAAGCCACCUUGCACUCUGGCCUGCACAGUAUUUUAUGGAGCUCUUUCUAAUAGUUCUCAGAAGAAUAUAUUCAGGGUAUUAGCCUCACAAAUGGGGUACUGGGAUGAAAGACAUGGACUUGAGUGAGCUCACUUCUGGAAGGAGGAUUACUGUUUGACUCAUAUUAAAUCAUGUAUUUGUUGAAGUCAUUUAAGUUAACCAGAUAAGUUGUAAUCUCUUAAACCUGGAGUUACUUCUGUUAUCUCCUGGUUUGUGAUAAUACCCAUUGUGGCUGGCUUAAUGGCAAUGAGACUUAGAGCUCUUUCUUCCCUAUUAUGUGAUACAUGCAAUUGAAGGGAGCAGUCAGACCUCGGCUCGUUUCUUUAGUUUAUCAGGACCACAAAACAUAUGAGGAAAAAUAGCAAUGUUAUGAACAUACUGAAAAGCCUAAAUUCUACUCUGUCAUAAUUUUGAUUGAAACAAUGAGGUGAGUCUCUAGUUACUAAGUCCUAUUAUUGCAUGAUUAUCCAAAAGUCAUUAAAGUGUGAACUUAACAGUCAAGCCUUUAUUCAUCUGUGUAUGUGCUAGAAGUAAUACCAGGUCUUUCAUAGUGAAAGUUAAGACUUUUUGUGACCUGCUGGAAAGACUGGACAAACAGCUGGAUAAAUAAAUGAGUUAACAUAU